GCUGCUGCUGCUGCUGCUGCUGGUGUAUCGACUCUUGAGCCAGCAGCAGCAGCAGCAGCAGCAGCAGCAGCGGCAGCCGCAAUGAGAACUCAGGGUUCGCCACAAGAAGCGUCUUUAUAUUUUCUCGCUUCAGUGUCUGCAGAAGCAGCGGCGACUCCGGAAGCAGCGGCAAUUCAUAACAAUUCGUCGUUCGAAACGGCGGCUGCAGCCUCGAUUUGCGAGGCCGCUGCUGGUGCCUUCGUGCUCUCCCCCGCAGCACCGACUGCUGUAGCUGCUCCUGAGUUACAGCAGGCCUAUGCACAGGCGUACAGCGGUCCCUUUGCAAGAGGCCCCCUCCCCCCCUAUUCGUAUGGGGCAAAAAGCACUGUGACUCGCGAGCCACCCCCCUACGACGGAUCCGUAGCCUUCGUCUCAGAGCACGGGGAGGAGUCGCAACCCCGCCCUCCUUUUUCUGCAGCAGAAGCCGCAGAAAAAACACCGCUAGCAGCCAAAGAGGCCUUAGCAGAAGACGCCUCGCGAGGCUGCUGGGAUGUGCGCGGCUACUACGAAGCAGCACCGGAGGGCCUGUUAUACAGCGCAACGCUCGCUGCGGUGUCUCUAGACGUCACCCACGUCCCCUGGAGCCCCUCCGAAAAAAGCCUUAUUGCAGCCGUUAAGCUGCCUGAACUGGGCUCCCAUGCAUCGGACUACCCAGUGCCUCCGGCUCUGCUCUUGGAAGAAGCUCUCAAGCAACAGGAGGACCGCCAAGACGCGGCUGCUGCUGCUGCAAAGCUGCUCCAACAGCAGCCACAGCCCCUCCCCCGCGUAAAGUCUCUGGCUUACGCCACUGGCCUUCUCCCACAAGACAGCAGCAACAAGCCCGCAACGCCCUCCAAAUCCAUCGACCCCGCCUCCAUCUUCAGUUUGCCCCUCGCUCACCGACGAGCGCUCCUCUUCAACAUGCUCGCAAAUUUCUGCAUCGAGGCGAACGCAGGCCUGUCACUGCUGCAGCUGACAUCCAACCGCGACUUGGUUUCUGUCUUCGUGCGGCUGUCGGACGAUUUGCAGCAUCUGCUGCUCGAUAUGAGAACUGGUCAUGUACUCGAGUUCCCGCUGGUGCAUGCAGAAGCUGUAUACACGCUUCAGCGACGGCGGGUGCCCGUCAUUCAGGCAACUGACUCUGGACAGCCUCAGAAGUUGCACUGCGUCCGCACGAAAAGCAGCGCUGAGGAGCAGCAGCAGAAGCAGCUGCCGCCACUGGAUUUGAGUCGGCUGCACUCGAGCGGGGGGGACCGCUUGGUGCCGUGCAGUCUGCCCCCGCAGCAACAGAACACGCCACACGAGGAGGAGGAGAGGCGCCCGGCAGCAACAAUCGCGGCAGAGGGAGGCUGCAGCGAAGAACGCAACUACAUUGUUGUGCUGGAGUUUGGAUGCAAGAAGCUGGCCUUUGCAUUUGCAGACAGAAUCAACGCUGAGACCUUUCAGCUUGCUGCAGGCCUUCUCGCAAGGAGGGCCAAGGAGGUGCAGCAGCUUUCGAGCCGUUCUACAUUAGCCUCGCUUGUCGACUCCAUCCCCUUCACCCCACGCGCUGCCAAAGAGUUUCUGGAGCAUCUAGCUGCCCCCACUCUACUAAGAGGGGCUUCGCGCGCUACUGCUGCCAGUGCCUCACGGAGAGAGGGCAAGCUGCUUGCUGCCGUUUCCUGUGCCGACACACUAACCUCAAAGAGGAGGCACACACCCACGCCUCGGCGUGCUAGGCGAAAUUUGACAAGGUCUGCUGUCGCUACGGCUGCUACGCGCGGCUAUAGCGUCCACGCAGUGCCUUGCGAGAGUGCGCUGCCAGCACGCCUAACCCUUUUAAAACGCUUGUGCGGCUGUGCCAUCGCUACCGGUCGUACAGCGUGA
Messenger RNA from Cyclospora cayetanensis, 1884 nucleotides. RefSeq lists its product as uncharacterized. The record is from RefSeq and is a predicted model, not a curated record. Lineage: Eukaryota; Apicomplexa; Conoidasida; Eucoccidiorida; Eimeriidae. The transcript is spliced from 7 exons. The annotation marks the transcript as partial.